UUCUAGUCUCUUGUUGCCACCCGGACUCGAAGCUUUAACGACAUCCACACUUCGUCCACUUAGCCCACACAAACAAGUCACCAACAGCUCGCCCUUAGUCUUAACGCCUUCCAUUUUCCCACGUACCCAUUCUACAAACCACCCACCACUGUACCACUUUUCACCCCCCACACUUUUUCCACCACAAGUAGUCUCAUCCUCCCCUCACCACUUCCUUGCUCUCUUGCCCUCCCUUUUUAUUUCCUUUCCCACCACUCCUCUCUCCAUUAGCUCCCAACCCACCAAAUGUACACUCUAACCCCACAUUCCCAUCUCCCUACGCUCCCACGACUCCCUCGAACGUGUCGUGCCACCGCAACCUCGCCAGCUCGAACUUCCACCGCCGAUCCACCCCGCCACCUUCCCAUCACCGCCACCACCACCAUCACCACCCCGGCCACCGCUAAUGGCUCCUCACUCCACUCGACGUGGGCUCACCGUGCAUGGGUUGCGUCCGGCUUCGCCUCCGUGCUCUCCUCCCUAGCCAAGUCAGUCUCCGCCGCAGUCGACUCCGGCUCCGCCUUCGAUCCCCUCCUCGCCGCCUUCCUCGGCUACAUUCUCACCGACCUCGGCACCGGCUUCUACCACUGGGCCAUCGACAACUACGGCGGCCCUUCGACGCCGAUCUUUGGCCGUCAGAUCGAAGCAUUCCAAGGGCACCACCGCUGGCCGUGGACGAUCACCCAGCGAGAGUUCGCCAAUAACUUGCAUGCCCUCGCUCGCGCCGUGACCUUCGCCGUCAUGCCGAUCGAAUUCUUUGCUACCGCCAAUGACGCGGCGGUGCAUGCAUUCGUCGGGGCGUGCGCGGGCUGCGUCAUGAUGAGCCAGCAGUUUCACGCGUGGGCCCACGGGACGAAGAGCCGGCUGCCGCCAGUGGUGGUGGCGCUGCAAGACGUCGGAGUGCUGGUCUCGCGGGCGGAGCAUGCAGCGCACCACCGGCCGCCGUACAACAGCAACUACUGCAUAGUUAGCGGGGUUUGGAACGGGCUGUUGGAUGAGUGGAAGGUGUUUGAGGCGAUGGAGAUGAUGGUGUUCUUUAGGUUUGGUGUAAGGCCGCGGUCGUGGAGCGAGCUAGAGUUGGAGUGGAAAGAAGAAAGUGGCGGUGUGUCUUCGGAGAGCCACAAUUGCUAGGAGUACAUACAUGUUUUGGAUUACAUGGUAGAAGAAUAUUCUUUGGGCUGAUGCUUGUUGCAAAACCGGAGCCAAUUGUCAUUUUCUUUAUCAUCAUCAUCAUCACUGCUGUUACCAGUGCUUCUUCUAUUCUUUUCUUUUCCAAAUUGGCAGGUCUACAGUAUAAUUGAUCAUGGGCCAAUCUAAAUUUUGUUCAUUUUUAAUCGAACUUUGGGCCAGAUCUAUUUAAAAUUUAAUAUUUUUAAUA
Molecule: messenger RNA, 1417 nt
Organism: Elaeis guineensis (African oil palm)
Lineage: Eukaryota; Viridiplantae; Streptophyta; Magnoliopsida; Arecales; Arecaceae
Product: fatty acid desaturase 4, chloroplastic
Source: RefSeq, a predicted model, not a curated record